Molecule: messenger RNA, 1815 nt
Organism: Syngnathoides biaculeatus (alligator pipefish)
Lineage: Eukaryota; Metazoa; Chordata; Actinopteri; Syngnathiformes; Syngnathidae
Gene: uprt
Product: uracil phosphoribosyltransferase (FUR1) homolog (S. cerevisiae)
Exons: 8
Coding region: 162-938 (258 amino acids)
Source: RefSeq, a predicted model, not a curated record
UAAUCUCAAUUGACUUUUUAAACGAGGCGGUUUUUAGUUUGAACGUAUGUAAAUUUGACACUAAUAGUUUAGCCCCAUGCGACCGCUGGAUUGAUUUGGGAAAUCUCCUUUCGAAAACACGAGCCGCUGUGGAAGACAACUACCGGCCCCCCUCACUCAGAAUGCCUUGCCACAAUCAGCAAAUGAGCAAUGUCAACACCAACCAGGAUCACCCUAUGAAGCAAGUGCGCUUUGCCACAAACAGCAGCGGCAAUGUGGCAGCUGUGUUGUCGACUUCUGAGGCAGGUGAUGCCAGCAGCAGACAGCCCAUAAACCAGGACUCCUUGGGACCCCAACUCAAACUGCUUCCACUCAAUGACCAGAUCAGAGAAUUACAGACUAUUAUUAGAGACAAGACUACCAGCAGAGGGGAUUUCGUGUUUUGUGCUGACCGACUGAUUAGACUUGUAGUCGAAGAAGGAUUGAAUCAACUGCCUUACUCCGAGUGCACUGUAACCACACCAACAGGAUAUAAAUAUGAUGGAGUGAAGUUUGAGAGAGGCAACUGCGGCGUCAGCAUUAUGAGGAGUGGUGAGGCCAUGGAGCAGGGUUUGCGAGACUGCUGCCGCUCCAUUCGUAUUGGCAAAAUCCUCAUCCAAAGUGACGAGGAGACCCAGAAAGCCAAGGUUUACUAUGCCAAGUUCCCUCCAGAUAUUUACAGAAGAAAAGUGCUCCUCAUGUACCCCAUCCUCAGUACUGGGAACACUGUGAUUGAAGCAGUGAAGGUACUAAUCGAGCACGGAGUCCAGCCCAAACAUAUUAUCCUCCUCAGCCUCUUCUCCACACCUCACGGGGCCAAGUCUAUCAUCCAGGAGUUCCCAGACAUCACCAUAUUGGCAACAGAGGUUCACCCAGUGGCACCAACACAUUUUGGACAAAGGUAUUUUGGCACAGAUUAAAACCCAGGACCAGUUGAGCAACUUGAGCUUGUUAUUGUUUUAAGAACAGGAUGCGUUUUUGUCAACUUUAUUUAAAAAUGUUCAUGUUUUCAUUGUUGUCUUCAAAAGAAAAAAAAGAAAGAAAACUCGCUAUUUAUUCAGUUGAUUUGUUCUUGCUGUUUCUCAUAUGAAUACAAAAAUGCUGAGCCAUAUCAAGAUCACUUUAUUUUGCAUCUUGAUCAUUGAUUCAAUAAAGGAUUUAUAUUUGCUAUCUGAAAGACCACCCAAAUGGAAAAUAACUAUAUUUACUGACAGAGAGACACAUUUAGAUACAGUAUGCCAAAGACCAGUUUCAACUGGACCACAAGCUUUUGCAAAUGCUGCCUCGUGGUUGGGGGAAAAGUUUUUUUUAAUUGUUAGAGAUCCAGGUUUUUUUCAUACAAUGUGUGUCGCUGAUGGAUAGUCAUUGUAAAAAAAAAAAAAAGUUAACACUCUUGUUUCUUCAGUUUUUCUGAUUUUAAACGCCUGCUAUAACUGAAGGUGGAUUUGUGCAAAAAUAAUGACAAUACAAAUGCUGAUAUCUAGCCAUUUUCCAUUACUGUAUUUUCUUGAUGGUAACCAAAACUAAUGGAAUCCAAUUAAGCUUAAGCAUGUCAAAUAGAACAAAAUAUUUUGGAAUCCGCUGCAUUUUUGUCAAGCUCAUUGUAUUAUUCAGGUAAUAUGCCUUUCGUGGUACCAGGCUAUAAAAUGAACAAGAAAUUGAAGAAACAAGAUAUACAUAUAGUGGAUAUUGAACGGAAUCAAACGCCCUUAAAAUUACUGGGAAUACAAUAGCGUUUAAGCAUUUCAAAGAGAACAAAAUGUUAUGGAAUCAGCUACAUUUUUGUCAGGCUCAUUG